GUAAUGAAAAAUCACACAGUCAUAGCAACAUUCAUCUUGUUGGGACUUACAGAGGAUCCACAACUACAAGUUCUGAUUUUUAUCUUCUUGUUUCUUACCUACAUAUUGAGCAUUACUGGAAAUCUAACCAUUAUUAUUCUCACACUCAUGGAUUCUCAUCUUAAAACACCUAUGUAUUUUUUUCUCCGAAACUUCUCCUUCUUAGAAAUCUCAUUCACCACAGUCUGUAUUCCCAGAUUCCUAUACAGUAUAUCAAGUGGGGACAAUACCAUUACUUAUGAUGCCUGUGCCAGUCAAAUAUUUUUUAUUGGACUUUUUGGAGCCACAGAGUUUUUCCUCCUGGCCUCCAUGUCCUAUGACCGCUACGUGGCCAUCUGCAAACCCCUGCAUUACACAACCAUCAUGAACAGUAGAGUCUGCACCCUCCUUGUCCUCUGCUGCUGGGUCUCUGGGUUGAUGAUCAUUGUACCACCCCUUAGCUUGGGCCUCCAGCUGGAGUUCUGUGACUCCAAUGCCAUCGAUCAUUUUGGCUGUGAUGCAGGUCCCCUCCUAAAGAUCUCAUGCUCAGACACGUGGCUCAUAGAACAGAUGGUUAUAAUCUGUGCAGUAGUGACAUUCAUCACUACACUGAUAGGUAUUGCUCUCUCAUACAUAUACAUCAUCCAGACAAUUCUAAGAUUUCCUUCUGCUUCACAAAGAAAAAAAGCUUUUUCCACUUGUUCUUCUCACAUGAUUGUUGUUUCCAUUACCUAUGGCAGCUGUAUUUUUAUCUACAUCAAGCCCUCAGCCAAAGAAGAGGUGGACAUUAACAAAGGCUUAUCUGUGCUCACUACCUCUGUUGCCCCAUUGUUGAACCCCUUUAUUUAUACUUUGAGGAACAAGCAAGUGAAACAAGCUUUCAGUGACACAAUAAAAAAAAUUGCAUUUAUCUGA
This is a messenger RNA of Hippopotamus amphibius kiboko, 933 nucleotides long. RefSeq names its product olfactory receptor 6C2-like. The coding region runs from base 4 to 933 and encodes 309 amino acids. Gene Ontology annotation, cellular component: membrane. The transcript has a single exon. Gene Ontology annotation, molecular function: G protein-coupled receptor activity; olfactory receptor activity. Lineage: Eukaryota; Metazoa; Chordata; Mammalia; Artiodactyla; Hippopotamidae. Gene Ontology annotation, biological process: G protein-coupled receptor signaling pathway. The record is from RefSeq and is a predicted model, not a curated record.